Molecule: messenger RNA, 2031 nt
Organism: Desarmillaria tabescens
Lineage: Eukaryota; Fungi; Basidiomycota; Agaricomycetes; Agaricales; Physalacriaceae
Exons: 9
Coding region: 1-2031 (676 amino acids)
Biological process (GO): telomere capping; regulation of telomere maintenance via telomerase
Cellular component (GO): chromosome, telomeric region; nuclear telomere cap complex
Molecular function (GO): telomerase inhibitor activity; G-rich strand telomeric DNA binding
Source: RefSeq, a predicted model, not a curated record
AUGUUCAAAAAGUUCCGAGGUGACAGCAGCCGUAACCAAGAUCCCCAGCCUCACUUUUGUGACGGAGUCGACGUCAAUCGAGUGUUCAAGGACCUCGCGAAUCGCAUAUACACAUCCAAUCUCCCAUUGCAGCAAGGAUUUGAUACAACUCUUUACAUCCAGGGGCGAGCCAUGCACUACAAUUACGUUGCACCUCCCGAUAAUUUCACGUACCCCGAAGUCUCUAUUGUCUUUAUGAUGCAUUCGUUCUCCGGAGUGCCCCAUGCAUUCCCCAUAGUCUUUUCAGGAGCGGUUGCUCAAGGACUAUCUCAACUCGGAAGCCAUGAUCUCAGUGGUGUCGAGCAGAUGCGAAUUAGUCUCCAUGGUGCAAGUCUGGACACGUUUGACGACAAAUAUACUCGCUACACCACCAUUCCUAUGCGGCUCACUUUUAAUGAUCACUUCAUAUACCAACUGGUACGCACUGAGUGGAAUCCAAAAAAUGUUGGACCUCUUAUAUCUAUCACGAGAGAUUAUGAAGCAGAAGAAAAUAUCGGCAUAUCAGACGAUGGACCCGAGGACAUCAUUGUGAGGCCCAUUCUCCGCACGAGCUGGUUUCCUGAGAAUGUCGAAGAAGAGGAUGUCAAGUCUGAGGACUCGUUCAGUUCUAUUCCGUCUAUUUUUCAAGGGGAUAUUGAUGAACUUCUUGAUCCCGCCAAAGCAGAAACAAGCACCACCUCAGUUUUCACUGCAGGACUUCAAGUAAAAAGGACUGCGAAGGGAGGAAAAACGAGCAUCCAAGUCGAAUAUACAGCGCUUCAUCAACUUACGAGCCUUGCAUCCAAAGAUGUCAACAAAACGAAACGAUACAAUGUAAUUGGCGUAAUAACAUCUGCCAAAGGACCACGUCCGACAGCAAGCAAAGAUCCGAGUGUAUGUGGCGCCACUGCAGACACUCCUCAGACCACCUUUACGGUUUCCUGUUUCCAAAAGAAAGAAGAUCAUCUCAUAAAUGUAGAAAUUGGAGAUGUGGUCAUACUCCGGCAUAUCAAGCUAUUAUUCUACAAAAGAUGCGCCGGAGUUGCGUACCAUGACAAAUUCGAAUACGCUGUCUACUCCCCUGCAAUGGUAAAAUGCUAUCCCAGACAAGUCGUACCGCAGCAACAGUACGAUCCUCAGGGGGACGAACUACACUACGUUCGCAAUAUGAUUUCCUGGUGGAAAACAAUACAGACCGUACCAUUCAAAGCUUCAGGAAAACACAUUCCAGUCCACGAGGCCGUAGUAGGCAAAUACUUUGCUUGUACAGUCGAAGUACUCUUCAUAGAAAGAAGAGACCAAACCCUUUGCAUAUGGGUGACAGAUUACACCCAGCGGCCCGAUGACAUCGUCGUCUCAUCAGAAUGGUGUCCCCGUGUCCUCAGAAAGUCGGUUAUCCGUGUCGAACUGUGGGACGAAGCGCGGGAGCAGGGCAAAAUGAUCACUUUAGGUGGUUUUUACCGGCUUGGAAAUGUCUUAUGGAGGAAAGAUAAACUCGGAAAAGCAGAAGGGAAGAUGAGCGAAGGUCAAAUUAUGCAACUUAAUCUUAAUGGAAAGGACGAACAUCUUCUGGCUAUGAACAGUCGACGCCGGGAGAAGCUAGAACAAGACGCGCAAAGCAUCGAUGAGUUUCACCUUACACAUCUAUCAGAUAUAACUCUGGAUAAACCAUUCGAUUGCAUAGCUGAGUAUAUCGGGGGCGUAGACAUUGGAAAUGAACACAUUCUCUACCUUAGCGACGGGACGAAAGGGAAGUAUCUACAAGAUCUAUGGAACGACAGGCCGCCAAUUCAUCUCUUCAAGGAGAUACUUCCCGUCCAUCUCUACGACCAUCAAGUCCAUCUCAUUAAGGACUUACAGCUAGGAUCCCUUCUCGUCGCCCGUGAUCUGAUGCUUCAUCGUGGCUAUGGUGGCAAAUACCACGUCAAGCUCAAAGGUGAAAGUGAGAAUCUAUUCGUUCUCAACCAUAUGAUGAGAGACUAUAAAGAACAGAAGCAUAUCAUCAAAUGGUGA